ACCAAUCUCUGCCACACGCCUCACCUCUUUUUAUGUCUCAGAUUUCAGACAAUCUCUCUCUCUUUCUCUCAUCAGAAACCCUAGAAAUGCUCACUCUAUCUUGAGAUUCAAACGCUAAAAUCACUCACAGAUCUUCGCACCAAUCACUCCCAAACCCAAAAAUGGCUUCAAUCAAAUCCGCUGCAUUGCGAUACAGCUCUUUCGAUUCUCGAUCUUCGACUCAGUCUCACCAGUCCGAUCCAUCGUCCUCCACCGAGCUCAACAAACCCAAGCAAUCCUCCCUCAAACGCCUCAUCGCCGGAUCCACCGCCCGCCGGAGCCAAUCUCCGGCCGCGGCAGCAGAGCACAACUCUUCGCGUGCCAUCGUCAAGGCCAAAUCGUCGGACGUAGCUCAGGUGAGAGUGAAGAACGAUGAGAAUUUUAGUGCAAUGGUGAAGAAAUUGAUAGAGAAGAGGGCGGCGAAGCCGAAGAAGGCGGCGAAUUUGGUCAUUCCGGCGGAUUUUAUAGCGGAGGAUUUGAAGAAGACUGCAAAGAAUGGGUCGAAUUUCUCCGGUUUGCAUCGGAAGCUGUUUGGAAAGGGGUUGGGGUCGGGGUCGGUGGGGAGUGAGAAGAAGGCUUUGACGGAGGUGAAAUCGAAUACGAGGACUCUGGCUAUGGUGCUUAGGAGUGAGAGGGAGCUUUUGAGUCAGAAUAAGGAGCAGGAAGGAGAGAUCACUGAGCUCAAGAUGAUGCUAGAGGGGAAAAACAGAGAGGUUGAGAAAUUGAAGGAUUUGUGCUUGAAGCAAAGGGAAGAGAUAAAGGCAUUAAAGAGUGCCGUACUAUUCCCAGAUGUGAUGAAUUCACAAUUUCAGGAGCUUUUGGAGAAGCAGGGCUCAGAACUAAAGCAGGCAAAACAGCUUAUCCCUAGUCUCCAAAGGCAGGUCGCUUCUCUUACGGGCCAACUUCAUUGUCUCGCAGAGGAUCUUGCAGAGGUGAAGGCAGAUAAAUAUUCAGUGAGUGGGUGUUAUGAUGCUCAUGUUAGCUCUCCAAAGACACCAGCAUAUGAUCAAGAAGACGCCACUAAUUCUCUGGAAUUCAGCUCUGGGGAUCACACCAUUCCCGGCAGUCCCGAUGACAUGUUCCUCAAGGACUUAAAUCCCUGUUUAACACCUUAUUAUGCCAAGACAAAGUCCAAGGAGUUUGAGGCGAUGGGUUAUGAUUCACCACAGGAUGAAAGAUUUUCUGGAAACAAUAUGCAGUUGUGCCGUGAGAUUGGUUUCGACUCCUGUGUUAGGAAACUAUCAAAAAGUUCUGAUCGUUACCAAUAUUCGAACUCUGGGAGCACUUCCACCCAAGCAGCUCACAGAUGAGAUGAAAUCUUGAAAGCAAGUGCACAUAUGGAAAGCAGAUGAACCAUAAAAGUUCUUGUGAGUUAUUUAUUUGGCAGCCUAGAGUUUGCAUCUACAAGAGCAUUUUCCUUUAUCCAUCAAUCCUCGUUUUUGCAUAUUGUGAACUGUAAUUUUGGUCAGAAUUAUAUUUGUUAUUAUAUGAUACAAAGAUGCACUAGCCAUUUUCAUUUGUUUCAGCAGUAGAAGAGGUUAAAAUUGUUCC
This is a messenger RNA of Camellia sinensis, 1590 nucleotides long. RefSeq lists its product as uncharacterized. The record is from RefSeq and is a predicted model, not a curated record. Lineage: Eukaryota; Viridiplantae; Streptophyta; Magnoliopsida; Ericales; Theaceae.